This is a messenger RNA of Penicillium robsamsonii, 1743 nucleotides long. Its product is annotated as MDR family MFS transporter. The transcript has 5 exons. Lineage: Eukaryota; Fungi; Ascomycota; Eurotiomycetes; Eurotiales; Aspergillaceae. Bases 1 to 1743 code for a protein of 580 amino acids. Gene Ontology annotation, cellular component: fungal-type vacuole membrane. Gene Ontology annotation, molecular function: basic amino acid transmembrane transporter activity. Gene Ontology annotation, biological process: transmembrane transport; basic amino acid transport. The record is from RefSeq and is a predicted model, not a curated record.
AUGGCAUUAUUGGAUCCCCAGAAUGAAAGUGUCUUGGUGAUGCCGACACACGAGAAUGCGGCCGAAAUCUCGUCGCAAAGCGAAGAGCAACCUUUGUUGCAAUCGGAUCCAGUUCCUGCGCCUUGGAGCCCGCCCCCGGGGUUUCUACUGAUUCAAAUCGCGAUCAUGGCCAAUGUAUUUCUUGGCGGGUUUGACGGCACCAUCACCGCCUCGACCUAUGCUGUGAUCAGCUCCGAGUUCAACGCCGCGAACACUGCUUCGUGGUUAACCACCUCGUACUUAAUCACAAGCACGGCGUUCCAGCCUCUUUAUGGCCGAUUCUCGGAUCUACUCGGUCGCCGGUCUUGUUUCUUCACUGCAACGAUCACAUUCAUGGUUGGUUGUCUAGGAUGUGGUGUGGCACGUGAUGUGGUCUUUUUGAACAUGAUGCGCGCCUUGACGGGCAUCGGUGGCGGAGGGUUGAUGACUAUGGCAACAAUCAUCAACUCGGAUCUCAUUCCCUUCCGUCAACGCGGUAUGUACCAGGCAAUUCAGAACGUCUCGUACGGCUUCGGAGGCAUCUGUGGUGCUUCAUUUGGAGGUGCCAUCGUUGACUCGAUCGGAUGGCGCUGGUGCUUCCUGCUGCAGGUUCCAAUCUCCUUGUUUGCUUUGGUCAUGGGCUAUAGAGUCCUGAGGUUUCCUCCACGCAACAUUGAAACCUCCCCAGCUGGGCAGACUAAAGGAAUUUGGCAGCAGAUCGAUAUGCUAGGCGCAUGUGUGCUAAUCUUGGCUCUUUCGGCUCAACUGGUCGGACUCAGCCUGGGUGGCAACAUCCUCCCUUGGACUUCCAUGUGGGUAGUUCUGCCGUUAGUCUCCAGUGUGGUAUUGCUGGGCGCAUUUGUCGCCGUCGAAGCGAAGACCACCGCCGCACCUUUGAUUCCAUUGAAGAUGCUCCGAGGACAGCUCGCUGUUUCCACACAGAUCGCCAACGUUUGUGUCGGGAUGUCAGCAUACGCAUUCCUCUUUACUCUGCCUCUCAUGUUCCAGGUGAUUCUCCUCGACUCCCCCAGCAAAGCUGGUACUCGGCUGGUGGUUCCCUGUUUGUUCACCCCACUGGGUGGUCUCGUAGCGGGAAUCAUCAUGUCACGCUGGGGUAGACUGACCUCCAUUGUGCGCGUCGGUGCAGCCCUCAUGUUCGUGGGCAACCUUCUCGUCGCUCUGCUCCGAUUCAACGACUCGGAAUGGAAGUAUUUCGCCUAUGUCAUUCCCGCCAACUUGGGUCAGGGAAUGGUGUACCCAGGAAUCCUGUUCACAUUCCUAGCGGCCUUCGACCACGCCGGUAAGAUGCUCUUUAUCGCCGCCUCCAUUACCCUAAUCCUCGAGCGACCGCGCCAUUUCCAAGCGAGCCUGCUAACAAUAUCAUCUGCAGAUCACGCCGUCUCCGCCUCAACCGUCUACCUCAUCCGCUCCCUCGGGACAGUUUGGGGCGUCGCAGUGACCUCCACCAUCAUGCAGAAUACACUUAACUCAGGCCUCGGGGAGGCCUUGAGUGGAAUACCCAAUAAAUGGAAAGUGAUUGAUGAGAUCCGCCACUCAGUCUCGGCUAUCUACGAUCUCCCUCCGGAUGUGCAAAUGGCCGCUCGGCUGGUGUACUACCGCGGGAUCAGACUCUCCUUCAUGGCCUCCGCGCUCUUCGCAUUCAUUGCGACCGUCGCUUCGAUCUUUACCCGUGGAAAGGGUUUGGAGCGCGCGGGAAGCAAGUAA